Molecule: messenger RNA, 1739 nt
Organism: Melanotaenia boesemani (Boeseman's rainbowfish)
Lineage: Eukaryota; Metazoa; Chordata; Actinopteri; Atheriniformes; Melanotaeniidae
Gene: dcakd
Product: dephospho-CoA kinase domain containing
Exons: 5
Coding region: 140-829 (229 amino acids)
Biological process (GO): coenzyme A biosynthetic process
Molecular function (GO): dephospho-CoA kinase activity; ATP binding
Source: RefSeq, a predicted model, not a curated record
UUUGACCUGAUCAACACUUGUGCUAGCGUUAGCUUGUUAGCAAUCCUGGCUGUUUACUGCCUCAGAACAACUGCUCUGUGGCCCUGCACGGAUUUCUACUGUAUUUCAGUCGAUACAAGGAAUCUGUUACGUCUACAAGAUGUACCUGGUGGGACUAACAGGGGGUAUUGCCUCAGGGAAAAGCACUGUGUCUUCAAUGCUGCGGGAGCUUGGGUGUCCCAUCAUUGAUGCUGAUGUUGUGGCCAGGAAAGUGGUGGAGCCGCACACUCCUGCAUAUUCCCGCAUCGUCUACCACUUCGGGCCAGAGAUUCUACUCGAGAAUGGGGAGAUCGACAGGCAGAAGCUGGGUCAAAUCAUCUUUGCCAAUGAAGAAAAGAGGAGGCUGCUGAACUCCAUCACCCACCCAGAGAUUCACAAGCUGAUGCUCAAAGAGAUAUUGUUGUACUUGCUUAGAGGGUACCGCUACGUGGUGCUGGAUGUGCCCCUUCUCUUUGAAACCAGACGUCUCACUAAGUUUCUGAACCACACUGUAGUAGUUUACUGCGACCCUGCCACUCAGCUACAGCGCCUGAUGCAGAGGGACGGCCUGACCCAGGAGCAGGCCAAGCAGCGGCUGGCUGCACAGAUGCCGCUCAAUGAAAAGCGCGGCUUGGCCAAUCAUGUUGUUGAGAACUCAGGCAGUCGGGAGGACACCCACCGGCAGGUCCUGCGGCUCCACACAAAGCUGGAGGACUCCAUGGACUUCCUUUUAGUGAGGGUCAUCGCCAUCGCCGCCACUGCUGGUUUGGGUGGGAUACUGCUCUAUGCAGCAAAGAUACUCCUGUCCUAACAGAAGCAAAAAAAGAUGUGAGGAACAAGGGUUUUAGCCUAAGAUGUGCUCAAAUGUAAAGCUGUGAGUAGAAUCAGGCAGAAGCAGGUUGAAGGUAACGAUGCAGUGAAAUGAUCUUCACAUCACCAACCACUACAGCCCAGCAGUGUGACAUGCUAUACUGACGGUUAAUACAGACGUAUAUUACUUUAAAAACUCACAGACAAAUGUGAUUUAGUGUGAAGGCUUUCUAUGUGCAAUUUCUGUUGGUUUUCGUCAGAGACACUUAAUUAUGAAGACAACAGACUAGAAGCUCAGCUCUUAUGUUGGUGCUGGUAACAAAGAUGGAGGAUUGGACUGUGAAUUUGGGCUAAAUCUUUAUAUUGGUGUAGCAGUUUAUCUUUAAUAACCAACAACAGUCCAAACUUAAACACUGGAAAAUGAAGAUUUUAUUUUAGUAAACCUUUUAAAACCCAUUUAAGCAUCUAAGUUUUGAUAAUUUGAAUGAAAUCAUUGGUUUCAAGUAUAAUUACCUGCUGCUGGAAUGAGUGAAAUGUGAAAAUUCACCUUCAGGAACGACCUUUUCAGUUCUCAUUUAGGAAAUGUCCAUCUCCAGUCACAAGUAUGUUUUAAACUGGAUCACAAAUUGUUUGUAAAAAUGAAAUUGAAGUGCUAAAAAAAGGAAUGACCCCCCCCUUACAGAGUAGGUAAUGAUUGUAUAAUGAAGAUAUACGAAAGAAUGUAUUAGACAAUCCAUUUUUACCGGGAACAGUAGGAAUUAACAGAGUUCAUAUUUAUCACUGUAUUUUCUUACGCUUGCGCUGUCUUCUGUAAAAAAAAAAAUCUUUUUUUUUCUUUACACACUUGUAACAAAAACAUUUGUAACCUGAUAUAUUUAACUUAAUAUAAAUGACAACACCACUGUUUUAAA